UUAAGAAUGCUGCUAAUAAAGUCUUGCACGAAGUAUGUUUAAGAUAACAAAGGAGGGAGAGGUUGAAUAAGGUCAGGGAGAGUUUGGCGCGAAAAUGACGCGAACUGUCAGACUGCGCGCGCAGCCGGUGUGCCGCAGAUCAUGUGACCGUACUUUUGAAAACAAGGACACGACCGUGAUUGGCGGAGCUGGCCACGUGACCAACGGUCGCGGGAAACCUGUAGUGUUGUGGACGAUACGGGGACAGCGAGGUUCGCCGUCAGGGCCGGGCCGAGAGGACAGCGGCAUCUCCGUCAGAGCCGGGCCGAGGGAACAGCGGGGUCUCCGUCAGGGCCGGGCCGAGGGCACAGCGGGGUCUCCGUCAGGGCCGGUCCGAACGCACAGCAGGGUCUCCGUCAGAGCCGGGCCGGAUAGUGACUUUGAGUUUUCUUCUGGCGAUGAGUUUCCGCCGAACGUGCCUAAGGGCCGGCACCAGCCCCACUCUAGCCUCGGGUUUUCCGGUACAAAAACUCAGCUUCGCAGGGAGUGACGAGGAGGAAGAGGAUAAUGGAAACAGCACCGAGGACUCUGCCUUCCAGGAGUCGCCGGACCCCGAGCGGAAAUACGGCGCGCUUGCUGCGCUCGGUCAGUGCGCGGAGGAGCUGGAGUUGGGGAACCUGAGCUGGGAGGACAGCUUCGUGAGCAGCCCGUCUCCGCUCAAGACUCGGCGGGACUACCGUGAGCGUCGGGACCUGGAGGAAUCCUCCAGUUCUCCCAUCCGUGAAAGCGGCGACCGGGAAGAAUGCAGUUCCCCAAUCCGAGAAGGAGGGGAGCAGGAGGAGUGUAGUUCCCCAAUCCCGGACUGCCCCGAUACACCGCCACAUAAAACACUCAGAAAACUGCGGCUCUUCGACACGCCCCACACCCCCAAGAGUUUGCUGUCGAAAGCAAGGGUUAGGAGUUGCCUGAGUUCCAGCUCAGUAAGACGUCGUGGAGGGGCUCUUUUCAGAAAUGUUGAGCAAUCUGAGAGAAUGCCAUGUGAUUACAACAGGAAUAAACCUCCGCAUGUCAACAUUAACCCCUUCACUCCAGACUCCAUGUACAUCCAUUCUUCAUCUGCACAAUGUAGAAGGAGGAAAAGGACCUAUUGGGAUGGGUUUCCAUGCAGAGAGAUGAUGGAUGGAAGCGAUGGGGAACUUGAUGAUGAAAGCAUUCGACCAGCAAAGAGAAUUCCAAUCACUGAAAGUAACAUGAAGUCACGAUAUACAACGGAGUUUCAUGAAUUGGAGAAGAUUGGUUCUGGAGAGUUUGGUUCCGUUUUUAAGUGCGUCAAACGACUUGAUGGUUGUAUUUAUGCAAUAAAACGCUCAAAGAAACCAUUAGCAGGUUCAGUUGAUGAACAAAAUGCUCUACGAGAAGUUUAUGCACAUGCAGUGCUAGGACAACACACACAUGUGGUUCGUUAUUAUUCAGCCUGGGCUGAAGAUGAUCAUAUGCUCAUACAAAAUGAGUAUUGUAAUGGUGGAAGCCUGUCAGAUGCAAUAUCAGACAGUAAUAGGAACCAACUGUAUUUUAAUGAACCAGAGUUAAGAGACCUGUUAUUACAGGUAGCUCGGGGUCUAAAAUAUAUUCACAGUAUGUCCCUUGUACAUAUGGAUAUAAAGCCAAGUAACAUAUUUAUAUCCAAAAAAUUAGUUACUAAUUCGGCAGCAGAUGAGAUGGAUGAAGAAGACUGCAUAUUGUCAACAAAUAUUGUAUACAAAAUAGGUACAAUUUACUUCAGAAUUCAUUUUAAGUUAAGGACCUUGUGUAAAUAAGCAAACACUUACUACUCGGUAGGAGAGUAACUGGAGGACGGAGAUUUACGAUCAUUGAUGAAUGAACCAGAGGGGAGGUGGUGAAUAAUUAUCUCGAAUGCAGCAAAUUAUAGUCUGCAAUGCCCUACCUGAAGGCUGAUGGAACCAGAUUUAAUUGUACAAGUACACAUUCCUUUAUCCAAAAUCUUUGGCGCCAGUUGUGGUUUGGUUUUCGGAAUAAAUUACAUUUUCACAGUGAAAUUUAAAAAAAGUUACCUAACAGCAGAUGCACGUGUGAAUAGUACGUACGCUGAGGCACAAUUGACACCUGCCCGUGCUAGGCCACAUCACAUCUGAGUGACGUGAUUUGAGUGGGUGUGGAGUUGGGUCACCUGUUCGCAUGCCAAAAUGACACUCCACGAAAAGGUUUCGUAUUUUGGAGC
Molecule: messenger RNA, 2218 nt
Organism: Chiloscyllium plagiosum (whitespotted bambooshark)
Lineage: Eukaryota; Metazoa; Chordata; Chondrichthyes; Orectolobiformes; Hemiscylliidae
Source: RefSeq, a predicted model, not a curated record